This is a messenger RNA of Aspergillus puulaauensis, 1452 nucleotides long. RefSeq lists its product as uncharacterized. Lineage: Eukaryota; Fungi; Ascomycota; Eurotiomycetes; Eurotiales; Aspergillaceae. The coding region runs from base 1 to 1452 and encodes 483 amino acids. The transcript is spliced from 10 exons. The record is from RefSeq and is a predicted model, not a curated record.
AUGGCCUCUCGAGAGGAAGAGGAUCCAACCUACGGAGAGCCAUUUGUCUAUGCAUGUUGGGCACUCACAGGCCUCGUCUCAGUUGCCUUGAUCUUCAGAUACACCGUCAAAGCAUGGGCCAGCCGAGUUCUUCCCACUGUGAGCUCCCCGACAAGAAUAUGGGGUGCCGAAGACUUGUUAUUUGUGAUGGGCUAUGGCUUUGAUAUAGCCCAUAUAGUCCUCAUUCAAAUAAGUCUUGACUAUGGCUUGGGUCGACACAUUUGGUUCCUGACCGACGAGCAACGGAUUGGGGCCAUGAAAUAUGAUUUUCUCUCCCAGCCUUUAGCUGUUACCGCAUCGAUGUUUUCGCGCUGCGGAAUGACCUGGUUUCUCUAUACUUGUUUCAGCAGUCUCGACAGACAAAUCCGGAUCGCAAUCAUCAUUGGAAUGGCCAUUCAGAUAGUCGUGAACUCGGUGACCGUCUUGCAGAUUGUGCUUCAAUGCGGGCCAAGUCCGUACUACGUGACAAACCGAGGAUCAUACUUCCACUACAUGUGGGACGGCGUCCCAACCGAUGGUUCAGUCGUCUGUCAGUCGCCAAAUGUCCAAACGACAAUCGGCUUUGUGCAAGGAGGAUUCAACUCCACCGUCGAUUUCUUCCUAACCAUCCUCUCCGCCAUGCAACUAUGGCAGUUCAGCAUCCGCACCGUCGACCACACCCCGGACGGCUCGAACUCAUUCCUUGCCCGGUUUAAGCGCAUGCCUCGGCAGGCCCGGAAACGGCGGAUAUGGCAAACUGUUAUCCUUAGUGGGCCGUUGGCCUUGUCGGGGUGUGCCUCUAUUGUGAAGACUUAUUUACUCAAAUCUCUCGGAGAACGGAAUGAUUUUACACAUAACAUAAUGAGUUUCAUCUUAUGGGUAAAAAUCGAAAACUACUGUAUCCUGCUCGCAACCUGCGGGCCCAUAGUCCGCCUGUUCGUGCGCGUCGUCUUCAACAACAACAACAACAACAACAAAAACCCCUCUACAGGGAAAUGCAGCUCCUUCUCCAACAGCCGCAGACGUCAAUACCCAUUCGACGGCAGCGGCGGCGGCGAAGUCGACAGGGACCCGCGCAGCCAAGGGAAUUCCAGUAAUUCCCAAACCCAAACACAGGGGUCUAUUCUUAUGUCCGUCUUCGGGGACAAGACUAUAGCCGAAGAAGGGCUCUAUUGUGAUCAUAUCCACGGUGGUGGUAGAACUAGUAGUAUGGGGCUUGCGCGACGGGGCACGACAGCCAGCACGACAACUACGAUUGGGGCUGCGAAGCCUAGGGCUAGUGCGUCUCAUUCGAGGAUGAGGAGUAGUGAUGAUGGUAGGGAGAGCGAGGAAGGUGGUGGGAGGGGGGUUACGGUGAAGACGGAUAUUACGGUGCAAGUUGCUGAGGAUGGGACGUCAACAACAGGGCUAAUGCCUCCUAGGUAUGAUAAUUAG